GAAGAGAGAGAGAGAGAGAAGCAAUGAAAGCAGAAUAAGAAACCGCAACGACAAGAUGAAGUUUCAUCCACAAAUAUUGGUGUUGUGUUUGUUGUCUUAACCAAGAAACAAACACAUUGAACCAAAAAUGGAACUCUUACAUUUCCACGCUUCCGAUUUCCCCACGCGCCACCAUUAUCUUUCCAAACCAACCACCUUUUCCACCACCACUCACCGCCGCUUACUCUCACUAUUCUUCCCCACCCGACCCACCCGCUCCACCACCCUCCGGUGGUCCAGUACUCCAAGAGCAUGCUCCGUAGAAGUUCCCGGUGGAGGAAAGAUGGUGAUAGAGCUUGUCGGUGCUUUCAAUGAUUUGACUGAGAGGAUGAAGGUGUUGUCCACAAGUUCCUCUGGUCUUCUUUUCAAAUCAUUGAAACUUUCUAUUCCUGUUCUUCAAACUUCUCCUCUCACUCCUGAUGGUCGUUCUCCUCUUUCCAAAGCCUUAUCCAUUGCCAUGCUUCUCGCUGAUCUUCAGAUGGAUGCAGAAGUCAUAUCUGCUGGAAUAUUGAGAGAGGUGUUGGAAGUAGGUGAGUUAAAUCUACAUGAAAUUCGAAGUCAGAUAGGUUCUGCAACUGCUCAUUUGCUACACGAGAGUUUGCGUGUUAAGAACUUUGCAUCUAGAGUAGACAUUCUGGAUGACGAGAAUGCUGCUGCUUUGAGAAAGUUCUGUCUCACUUACUACGACAUUAGAGCUUUGAUUUUGGACUUGGCUUUGAAGCUUGACAUGAUGAGGCAUCUUGGUCACCUUCCAAGGUAUCAGCAGCAGAUCAUUUCUCUGCAAGUUAUGAAAAUAUAUGCUCCUCUUGCUCAUGCUGUGGGAACUAACUACAUAUCACUUGAAUUGGAAGAUCUCUCAUUUCAGUAUUUGUUUCCUUAUUCAUAUCUUUAUGUGGAUACAUGGUUGAGAAGUCAGGAGACAGGUGGUAUAUCUCUUAUCGACGUAUACAAAGAUGAAUUGCUUGAGUCACUAAAAUCUGAUCCCAUACUUGCGGAAUUGGUGGAUGAUAUCUCAGUUAAAGGUCGUUAUAAAAGUCGUUACAGCACAAUGAAGAAGCUCUUGAAGGAUGGUCGGAGACCAGAAGAUGUAAAUGAUGUGCUUGGACUACGAGUGGUGUUGAACCCUAAGUCUAGAGAAAAUGCGUUGGAAGCUGGAGAGAGAGCGUGCUACAGGGCUCAUCAAAUCAUCCAAUCUAUGUGGAAAGAAAUCCCUUCUCGGACUAAAGAUUAUAUUUCCAGGCCAAAAGGGAAUGGAUACAGAAGUUUGCAUAUGGCAGUGGAUGUAAGUGAAAUUGGGAGGACUAGACCCUUGAUGGAAAUACAGAUAAGAACAACCGAAAUGGAUAGGUUAGCUGUUGGUGGAAUGGCAUCUCAUUCGUUAUACAAGGCUGGUCUUACUAAUCCAGAGGAAGCAAAGCGUUUAAAGACCAUCAUGCUGGCUGCAGCUGAACUGGCUGCUUUGCGUCUUAAAGAUUUUCCAAGUGCAAAUCAUAAAGGGAUUGAAUUUGAUCAGAGAGAUAGAGUAUUUCGCCUUCUCGACAAGAAUGGAGAUGGUAAGAUAAGCAUUGAGGAACUUACUGAGGUGAUAGAGGAGCUUGGUGCACCAGGAGAAGAUGCGCAUGACAUGAUGCUGCUUCUUGACUCAAACAGUGAUGGCUCCCUCAGCUCUGAUGAAUUCCAGAUGUUCCAAAAACAGGUCGAGAUGGUUCGUAAUUUAGAGGACAGAGAUGAUGAAUACAAGAAAAUAUUGGAUGAGAAACUUCAUAUGGCAGACGACAGUGGUUUAAUUCAGGUAUAUAAUAAGGAGUUUGGCAACAGGCUUGUGAGCUAGUAAUGCAUCUAAUUGAAAUGAACAACAAACAAAGUUCUCAUUUUACUCCAAUUGUCGUAAAAGAUUUGCAUUCCACGAAUAUCUUAUAGGAUACUCACUUAGAUAAUCUAUUGUGGACCCUCAACCUAUCCUUAAAGGGAGUGAAAAUAGUCAUUUAGCCAGAACCGUUUGUAAAGAGGAAUAUUUUCAAUGUAAAUUAAUUAAUGUCAUAGUGAAAUUCUAUUGAUCAAGUAAUUCUCUCAAA
Molecule: messenger RNA, 2114 nt
Organism: Medicago truncatula (barrel medic)
Lineage: Eukaryota; Viridiplantae; Streptophyta; Magnoliopsida; Fabales; Fabaceae
Product: probable GTP diphosphokinase CRSH, chloroplastic
Exons: 4
Coding region: 128-1870 (580 amino acids)
Biological process (GO): guanosine tetraphosphate metabolic process
Molecular function (GO): calcium ion binding
Source: RefSeq, a predicted model, not a curated record